Phyllostomus hastatus (greater spear-nosed bat) is the source of this 1127-nucleotide messenger RNA. RefSeq names its product galectin-9-like. Gene Ontology annotation, molecular function: carbohydrate binding; galactoside binding. Gene Ontology annotation, biological process: negative regulation of type II interferon production; positive regulation of gene expression; negative regulation of CD4-positive, alpha-beta T cell proliferation. Gene Ontology annotation, cellular component: nucleus; cytosol. The transcript is spliced from 4 exons. Bases 56 to 487 code for a protein of 143 amino acids. Lineage: Eukaryota; Metazoa; Chordata; Mammalia; Chiroptera; Phyllostomidae. The record is from RefSeq and is a predicted model, not a curated record.
AGAGCACUGCCUGGCUGGUGUGAGGAGUAGCCGUGAACACAGAGGGGGUGGAGAGAUGAGCUUCAGCAGUGUCCAGCCUCUCUCCCUGACCUCACCUUACUUCACUCCCAUCCCGGGUGGGCUGUUCCCAGGCAAGAGCAUCACCGUGUCAGGCACCGUCCUGCCCAGUGCUCAGAGGUUCCACAUCAACCUGCGCUCCAGGAGUGAUAUCGCCUUCCACCUGAACCCCCGUUUUGACCAGAAUUCUGUGGUCCGAAACACCGAGAUCAAUGGCUCUUGGGGGACUGAGGAGACCCACCUCCCCGGAUCAAUGCCCUUCAACAGAGGACAGGGCUUCUCGGUGUGGAUCACGUGUGAGGAUACCGGCUACAAGGUGGCGGUGAACGGUCAGCACCAGUUUGACUACAACCACCGCCUGCAGGACCUGCCUGCCAUCAACAUCCUGGAAGUGGGAGGUGACAUCCAGCUGAGCAGCCUGAAGACAUAGGCAGGAUUCCUGGCCCUGGAGAGUCAGCUGGAGCACAUCGCUUUCGGGAUCCCCUCAUCACCUCCACCUUCCCUGUCCUGUCCCUGUCCCUGCCCCAGUCCUUCCCAGCCUGCCGAGGAUCUGCAGACACCAGGUCCCUGUAUGGCCCUGCUUCUGGCUGCAGUGCCCCUGGGAUGGAGUUGGGGUGGAAAAGGCAGCUGGCUGGGACUGCCUUCUUCAGCCUGGGCACCACCUGGGGCUCCAGCUGGCCAGUCCUAACAUCUGAGGAAGGGUGUGGUGUGUGCAGCCUGAAGACCCAUGUUCUGUCCCUUGGGCACAAAGGGAGGGUCUUGGGCUUCCCAAGCUCCCAGCCUACCCCUUGUCUACCUUGGAUCCCAUUUCCCAGCCUCCAUUCAAGUCCACCUCAGGCUGAGGCCACCACCUGGUCACACACAAGAGAGGUGGUCUCCUCAGGUUUCCUCUUUCUCCAACCUUUAACCUUUCCUUGUACCAUCACCAACCCUUGCUCCUUAUAAGAAAGAACCCUGACUGACACCUGCUGGUCUCCACCAACAGACAGGACCUCUUCAGCUGGAAGCCCCCCUUUUCCGUUGUCCUUCAAAUAAAGUGAGACAGAAAUAUCCCUGGUGGCUCACAUGCA